UGUGAUGAAAAUGGUUGCCUAGCAACGGACAGUUGUCUGUUGUGAUUUGAUUGGAAAAUGGAAACAAAAGGGAAUUGAUAAAUUAAUAUUUAAAAAGAUUUAUUUUAAAGGUUACGGUCGAUUGGCCUCAAAAAGUUAGUGGAUACAAAAUUGUAUUUCACCUACAUAACCCAGUUUGAUAAUGGCUCAGUCGGUGGCGAGUAAUCUUGAAAUUGUUUCGAAUGAUAACAGCACGAAAGAGUUUUUGUUACAUGAGAAGACGUGUGAGGCAUUUAAAGAUAAUGACGAAGAAAUAAAAAUGAUAUUUAACGAAAUCAAGAAACUCUCUGAUGCUAAGAACUUAGGACACGAAAUUGAUGAAGAUAAUGAUGAUGUAGAGUUGAUUUUGAAAAGGGCGGAAAAUAUCGCUUUAGAAACUGAAAAUUUAUUGAAAAGUAGCCCUGUAGCAGCUGCCGUCAAUGGCCUUCGCUCUUAUAUGGAUAAAGGAAAUGUACCACAAAUAAAAGUAACUAAGCCGACUGAAAAUGUUCAUAGUGAACACAAAACUCCCAGUAAGACGAACCAAAAUGGAAAUACAAAACAAAAUGCUAAGGAAAGCAACGAAGUUCGAAGAAAACCAAAGCUAAGGCCUUUCUCUGCUGGCGUCAUCGAUUCCAAGAAAAAAGAGGCCGCGAAAGUAGCUAGAUUCGUAACGAAUUCACCGAAAAAAAUCACAACAUGCAAACAUGAAUCCAUAUUAGAAGAGUUGAAGGACACUAACGAAAGAGUAAAAAGCUUAGAAUUAUUGAACGUGCAAUUAACAGAUGACAACAAAACACUUCGCAAAAAAUUGGAUCAGAUCAAUGAAGAGAAGUAUGUUGCGGAAUUAAAAAUAACGGAGUGCGAAAAAUUCGUCAAUCGACUAUCAAAAGAAUAUGAAAACAGGAAUUCAGAAUUCAAAAGCGUUAAGCAAAAUGAAACUAGUCUGAUGGCAGAGUUAAGUAAGGAAAGGAAUGAGAGGAAGAAUUUAGUUAUACAACGAGAUAAGGAUGCUGUAGUCAUACAAGAUCUUCAACGGCAGGUCAAAGAAAUGGAACUGAUCUUAAAAAGAAAACAUCCUGAUUCUGUGUCGGCGUUAAUAGUUGCCUCAAAGUCGUCAACUGUAGAAGAUAACAAAAAGAAAUUACUAGAAGAACGCAUCGCUCGAUUAGAACAGGAACUGAAAGAUAAAGAAAACCAUUUCCAAAGUAUAUUAGUAACGCUUCAAGAAAAGUUUGGCGAUAUGAAACAGAAGUAUGAGAAUCAUAUAAUCGACGUAGAACGACAGCUUAUGGAGGAUCGGAAAGUCAAUAACAAUUUAAAGAGUAAAAUAAAUAAACUCAACUUGAUAGAUGCAGCAGUUCAAACGACAACUAAAAAUCUUCAUAGCACAGGAACUCAAACAUUACAUAAAUCAGAUAGGGCAUCGUCAGCUGUCAGCCGGUUGACGCAAAACUCUGCACUAAUAUUCAACAAAUUAAAGGAAGACAGUUAUUUGGUGGCCACUAUUAAAGGAUUGCAAGCCGAGCUUACGGUGAAACAACGCACCAUAUCCAAGAUUAAUAGAGAGACUGAAGAACUGAGGAAAAACUUGCGUAACCUACAGAAAGAAAAAGAAGUUUUACUCAAUUUAAAUCCUCAAAAGAAAACCAUCAGCAAGCAAGUGAAAUCAACAGAAAACAUCAUGUCUCGCUUAAACACAGAAAUGGAGGCGGAACUGAGCGAGGCAAGAAAGCAAAAGGAAACGCUCAUGGAAGACAGGAUAGGCUUGCUGGCUUCGUUAAAACGUACUAAUGAGGAUUUGAUACUAUUGAAGAAGAAACGCAUACAAGAUCUGCACACACUUCAACUGGCGCAUGAGAAGGAAUUGAUGCAGAUGAACAUGCAGCUUUACCCUCUCCAAGAGGAGAUCAAACUGCUGAACAGGACGGUGGAAAUCCUGCAGGAGAGGGUCAGAACCGCCGAUGAUAAGUUGCUGAAGUACCAGGCGGGGUGCAAAGCUGAUAUACAUGCAGGCGGGGAUAAUCCUGUCUCGAAGAUCAAAUGAUUAUUUUUUUUGGUCCUUCGAACCCGUCGAUGUUUAUAGAUAGGGGCUUAUACGAGUAGAUUUAAAAAAAACGGUCAAGUGCGCGUCGCACUCGCACACGAAUGGUUCCGUCCGUAUCAUCGUACAAGAAAUAACACUUAAGUUUUUUUUUAAAUUUUCAUUGCGGCCAUUUUGACAUUUUUAUUAUUUAGACUGAAUCAUAUUUCAAUAGACAGAUUUGUUUCGCAUUCAAGCACCUUUUCGUAGACACAAUUAUUAUGGAAUUGACCUUUCUAUAAACAUCUAUGUUUGAAUAGUUAAUUGUAUUAAAAGGUUUUUGAAGCGAGGCUUAUAUUUAACGGAAUAGAGACCUACUUUGCAAAAAGUGAAAUAAACGAUACCGAGUUUGAAUUGAACAGACCUCAUUGGCUGGCAUCUCAUAAAAGUGAGCGAGGUAGAGUCCCAUUUUUUUUUUCAAUAUACAUUCGUAAGAAGCUUCGCUUCUAUCGGGUGCCCCGUGACAUUUCAAGAUAAUCCUGGGAUUUUUGUGUUAUAAUAACACAGCUUAUAAUACCUAGAAUGUAUCUGUGUAUAUUUCUAAAUGAUAGGUAGGUACUACUAUGGUACUUCUUCUCUCUCUGGGCUGGUUUCCGCACUUAAACGUUUCCGUCUGUUGUGCGUGCGUUGCCCCUCCCCACCGAAGUCUUCACUCCAGGCGGAGUAGUUUACUACUAUGGUACUUACUACUACACAAAAUUGUAGAGAUACAUCAUACAAUUGAUUCAACAGCAAUCCUUUACUUGUUUUCAUCAACAAGUACUUACCUAAGCGAUAUGUUGUUACUAAAAUAUAUUUCUGUGGGAUCUAUUUUGUUUCUAUAUAAGACUAGAUUAUAGCAUUAUUCUAUUAGAUAAGGAUUUUCUUAUUCCUUUAAUAUAAAGUCGAAGAUUAAUGAGGUGAACCGUGAACUAUCAAUUUAUCGUAAUUUAUUCAUGAAAUUAAAUCAGUUCGAUUAUAUCGUUUGGUAGAUAGAUACCUACCUAUAGUACGCGACAGGUCGACAUGGCAAUCGGAGUGGGGACGCCCCGCACAGCCUC
Molecule: messenger RNA, 3141 nt
Organism: Maniola jurtina (meadow brown)
Lineage: Eukaryota; Metazoa; Arthropoda; Insecta; Lepidoptera; Nymphalidae
Product: centrosomal protein of 162 kDa-like
Exons: 5
Coding region: 182-2065 (627 amino acids)
Biological process (GO): cilium assembly
Cellular component (GO): axonemal microtubule; centriole; centrosome
Source: RefSeq, a predicted model, not a curated record